CUCCCUCAACUAUCCCUCUCGCUCGAUCUCCAGCCACGCCGUCUUCAACGCCUCCGUCUCCGACGAGGGACGAUCAAGCAGCAAGGAACACAAGAAGUCACCAAGCAGCAAGGAACACAAGAAGUCAAGAAGCAAGAUCAUGUCAACAAGGAAGUAUGCAUCAGGUAGUGAAAAAAGGAAAAAGAGGAAGCGAGUAGAUGAAUUGAUAGAAUCGCAAAGAGGAGCUAUGGACAGAUUUUUUUCAAACAGAACAAGUACAGGCACGUCCAGAAACCCAGAUGAGUUGGCGCUUAUUGUUGUGGAGGAGCAAGCUAAUCCUAAUUUAGAAGAUGAGGUCCCGAUGCAGGAUAAUGAUGACAACUAUGUAAGUGAUCGUGACCAGCCUGCUACAGAACCUGCUAGUAGUCAUGAACAAUUUGUUUAUACCACGGAUAUUUAUGAUCCAAGAAAUUGGAAUAGUCUUGAUAACAAAGCUAGAGACAUAUUAGUGGAGAAGGGUCCUAUUAGACAUUUUAUUUACUUAAGGAAUAGACAGACACAUUCCCAUUUUCAUUCGAACAAUCGAACCUUGAAGUAAAUGAGCACGUAUUCAUUCUUAAA
This is a messenger RNA of Salvia splendens (bonfire salvia), 600 nucleotides long. RefSeq lists its product as uncharacterized. The transcript has 2 exons. The record is from RefSeq and is a predicted model, not a curated record. NCBI's taxonomy places the organism in Eukaryota, Viridiplantae, Streptophyta, Magnoliopsida, Lamiales, Lamiaceae. Bases 140 to 577 code for a protein of 145 amino acids.